GCGCGGCGCCGCGACGUCGACAUGUGCCGCAUCCUCGUCGACUACGGCACCAACGUGGACGUGCAGAACACGGCGCUGCACAUCGCGUCGGCCGAGGGCGACGAGGCGCUCGUCAAGUACUUCUACAGCGUCCGCGCCUCCGCCGCCAUCAUCGACAACCAUGACCGCACGCCCAUGCAUCUGGCGGCGGAGAACGGGCACGCGACGGUCAUCGAGAUCCUCGCCGACAAGUUCAAGGCGUCCAUCUACGAGCGCACCAAGGACGGCAGCACGCUCAUGCACAUCGCGUCGCUCAACGGCCACGCCGAGUGCGCCAUGAUGCUCUUCAAGAAGGGCGUCUACCUGCACAUGCCCAACAAGGGAGGAGCUCGCAGUAUCCACACGGCCGCGCGCUACGGUCACGUGGGAAUCAUCAGCACGCUGCUGCAGAAGGGCGAGCGCGUCGACGUCACCACGCACGACAAUUACACCGCGCUGCACAUCGCCGUG
Gryllus bimaculatus (two-spotted cricket) is the source of this 489-nucleotide messenger RNA. NCBI's taxonomy places the organism in Eukaryota, Metazoa, Arthropoda, Insecta, Orthoptera, Gryllidae. The record is from the annotation of a GenBank genome assembly.